CUGCCUGCUCGCAGUUUUUAUAUUAGUAGACACCUGUAUUUUGCAAAAAUGGAGCUUACUGGGUCUUGCUUCUGCCGUCGCUUGGCUUACAAGCUGGAACUGGACUCGCCUGACGAUGCUCGAACGUCGGUUUGCCAUUGUAAAAACUGCAAGAAAGCAUUCGGAACUACCUAUGGCUUGACUUCGAAGGUUGCUAAAGACGCCUUCAAAUAUACGAAAGGCACCCCCAAAGAGUUCAAGGAUGAAGCCUCAGGAGUCACCCGGGAAUUCUGCGACCACUGCGGGAGUUAUAUCCUCGAAUACGGGGAACAAGUCCAACAGAGUUUCCGAUACAUCUGUGUUGGUAGUCUAGAUGACCCUGAAGCACUCCCUCCGAAGGGCGAGUUCUUCUGCAAGUCAAGGGCGAGUUGGAUGCCAGAAAUUCCGAAUGUCUUCCAUAAACAGGAGAUCAAGGAAUAGCGGUCGUAUGGAUGCGGGCAAGAUGAGAGGGCUGGGCCCAUAGUGACCUAUUCUCGUCAGGAUAGGGCGAUACCAAUGACCCUCGAAUUCGAGCGUCUUUGUAUAGAUUAUCCGCGUAGAUUAUCUGCAAUUUAUUCUU
Molecule: messenger RNA, 598 nt
Organism: Eremomyces bilateralis CBS 781.70
Lineage: Eukaryota; Fungi; Ascomycota; Dothideomycetes; Eremomycetales; Eremomycetaceae
Exons: 4
Coding region: 49-459 (136 amino acids)
Molecular function (GO): carbon-sulfur lyase activity
Source: RefSeq, a predicted model, not a curated record